AUGGCAACGACAAUCGAUUUAGGGCCCCUGGGCCAGCAGACUCUCCCUUCAACCCUGCUCAUAGGCAUUGGAGCGCUCACGCUUGCCUCAGUCGCCUUUACAGUGACCAGAGUGUUUUUGAGCACGUUCAUUUUGCCAGGGAAAUCUCUGUCCUCGUACGGCGGGAAAGGUACAUGGGUGGUUGUGACCGGCGCAUCCGACGGCAUUGGAAAGGAAUACGCUCUACAAUUGGCAAAGAAGGGCUUCAGUCUCAUCCUCGUCUCCCGGACGGCGUCCAAGCUCGAAUCUCUCUCAACCCAGAUCAAGACCGCUUCUCCAAACGUCUCGGUGGAAACUUUGGCCAUGGAUUUUGCGCAAAACCUGGAUAAGGACUAUGCAUCGCUGGCAUCGCUGGUACAGGGCAAACGUGUGGCCAUCUUGAUCAACAACGUAGGCCAGAGUCACAGUAUUCCUGUGCCUUUUGCCGAGACUCCCCUGCCUGAAAUGACAAAUAUCAUCAAUAUCAAUUGCCUGGGCACGCUACGGGCGACCCAGACGGUGCUCCCGAGCAUGCUACCACAAAAGAAAGGGCUGAUCUUGACAAUGGGAUCCUUUGGCGGGUUGACGCCCACGCCGUUGUUGGCUACAUAUUCGGGUUCAAAGGCAUUUCUUCAACAAUGGUCCAACGCCCUCGCCUCGGAGCUGGCCCCGAGUGGCAUUGACGUCUUCUUUGUCCAUUCGUACCUGGUCACGUCCUCCAUGUCCAAGAUUCGCCGAGCAAACUGGCAGGUGCCCACAGAAAAGGCGUUUGUGGGAUCUGCGUUGGCCAAGAUCGGCCGGAGAGGUGGGAGCAUUGGCUACCCCUACAGCGGAAGCCCGUACUGGAGCCACGCCCUGGUCGCGGCACUGAUCACGGGCGUACUGGGUCCGAUGAAUAGCAUCUUACUUGGGAUCAAUAAGAAGAUGCACGUGGAUAUCCGGAGGAGAGCAUUAAAGAAGGCGGAGCGAGAGGCACAGAAAGGCAAGAAGGCUGCAUGA
Molecule: messenger RNA, 1017 nt
Organism: Fonsecaea multimorphosa CBS 102226
Lineage: Eukaryota; Fungi; Ascomycota; Eurotiomycetes; Chaetothyriales; Herpotrichiellaceae
Exons: 2
Coding region: 1-1017 (338 amino acids)
Biological process (GO): fatty acid elongation
Cellular component (GO): endoplasmic reticulum
Molecular function (GO): ketoreductase activity
Source: RefSeq, a predicted model, not a curated record